AGGCGAGAGAGGGAGGGAGGGAGAUGGAGAGAGAGUGUAUAACUUUGGGAAACAAAAAGGGAACACGGGGAACAAACUUUUUCUCUGUUUGCUCUGGCUGCUUUCUUUUGGACUUUUUCACAUUUCAUCAAAGACCUCAGUGUUGACACAGCGGACACAAGGGAUGAUAAUUUGUUUGCUUUCCUAGCUAAAGAGUUAAUUCUCUGUUUUUGUGAUCAGCAGAUAUUAUUUUGUUUUGUUGUUCCUUGCAUUUUUAUCUGAUUACUGCUUCGCUGUCUGAGCUUUGAAGAAGGUGUGACCACACAUCUGAAAUCCCUCCAAACUUAGCUUCAAGUCUCUCCAGCUCAUGGGAGUGUGAAGCCGGGCUAAAGCACACACACACGUAGACACACACACACACACACGAACGCACGCACGCACACAGACACACACACACACACACACACACACACACACACACACCUGUUGUUGCGGAGGAUUCCCCGGGAGCGCAGUCAUGGGCAUCUGCGUCACUGUUGCUUGAGGGAAUCUGUGCGUCUGAGCAGCUGUUAUCUGGUGGUGGCCUCAGUGAAUGUUACAGUAGAAGUUGACCCGACUGCUCAGGGUAGAGGAGGGAGAUGUCAUCCUACUACCCACGCACCAAGGACCUGACUCGCACCAGAAAGUCACUGACAGAUUCACCACCGUCCUCUCCGUCCCCUACAGACAAAAACUACAGACAUGACAGACUGUCAAGAUAUGACUCCAGUGGAGAAAGUGCAACAGACAAGCCACUGGGCCGCACCAGCUCUUAUACACGGAGAGAGACAAGACUGGCCGCUCUGAACAGGCAAGAGCAAGACUCCACUGCCAAAGACUAUAAGAAGAUGUAUGCGGAAGCUUUGCAUGAGAAUGAGAGGCUCAAGUCCAGGUUGCAGGACAGCAAACAAGAACUGGCCAAGAUACGUUCCCAGCUGGAGAAAGUCACUCAGAGGCACGACAGGAUAUCAGAGAGGUCUACAGUACUUGAAUCGGAGAAAAGGGAAAAACAAGCUCUUGAGAAAAGAGUGUCAGACAUGGAGGAGGAGUUAAAGAUCUUAACAGAGCUCAAGUCAGACAACCAGAGGCUAAAGGAUGAGAACGGGGCGCUCAUUCGAGUCAUCAGCAAACUGUCCAAAUGAAAAGAUACCUGAAGCUCCUGUUCUGUGUCUGCGGAUACUCCAACCCCGAAAAGGCAGUUUAAUUAUCCAUGAUAUCCCAAGCUGUAACUCCUCUCUGAGUAAUGGUGAUGGGCCGUUUCGGCUGCAUUGCAGAGAUGAAUUCCCACUGGGACUGGUGAAGAUCAAAAGAGAAGCGUUAAGAAGUUUCAGACAAAUUACACUGUGUAUGACCGAGUUACAGUAAUUAUUUCUACUUGAUUAGUUAUUUUUAUUAUUUUGUUAUUUUAAUAUACCGAAUUUCACAUUAACCAUAUAGGGACCAGUUGUACUGUUUGAAAGACAUUUCAAGACCCAGUUCAAACAAAUCCAGGGGUUUGCAUGAAAAUACUGCGUCUAAUAUAAUACCCACACAUCAUUCACAUUGAGACAUCACGUUUGUUGCUACAUCGUGCACCGCAGAAAUGUAUUUUAAUGUUGUCUUAUUUAUGAAAGAAGAGAGGAGCCAAUCAUGUCAUUGAUUUUUUUCUUUUUUUUUUGCUACUGAAAUAAUCAUGCCAUAUCUGGGUUAAACAUGGGGAAAUUGUGGCUGGAGCCUCAAACGCCCCAAGGGCCAGUCUGGCAUAGAGAUACUGUACAUUUGAAAAAUCUUUAUUUCAGUCAGAAUUCAUCGACCAAAUGAGUAAAAUGAAGCCCUGCAAGCAACAAACUAACAAAGGAGCUUCGGUUCCAGAGAAAAUUAUAUGAGUCUCCCAUAAAGUGAAACCAGCUGAGAAGUGUUGCAUCAUGCAAUUCUUCUAGGCAACUUAGAUGUUUUCUCAAAACCCCUCAUUUCAAAUUUUUUCAUUUCCUCCACUGAGAAGAUAUUUAGUUGUAUGUUCUGGGGCGAACUUCCUUAGGUUGACAACUGUCUCAGGUUUGUCACUCAGCUGCGCUUGCUCACCUCAUCAACGCCUCUCAAAUUUCAAUUUUACAGCUCCAAGGUGCAUAAACUGUAAACCCAAAACGUCCCUUUAGAAAAUCUAUUUUCUACAACCGAGAAACAACAUCCACGUUUUUCUACAGUUUUCUAAUCCAGUUUAUGGUCCAGUGUAUCGGGGCCCCGGGACACACUCGCAUAUAUUGCAUUAGAACAGCAAACCUGCAAACCUAUUCUGGUUAGAUCAUUUCUGUAACAUUUCAGUCAAAUCUGUAUCAUUUAAAAAAAAAAA
This is a messenger RNA of Xiphias gladius (swordfish), 2347 nucleotides long. RefSeq names its product protein phosphatase 1 regulatory subunit 12B-like. The transcript has 7 exons. NCBI's taxonomy places the organism in Eukaryota, Metazoa, Chordata, Actinopteri, Istiophoriformes, Xiphiidae. The record is from RefSeq and is a predicted model, not a curated record. Gene Ontology annotation, cellular component: A band; Z disc; cytoplasm. Bases 618 to 1160 code for a protein of 180 amino acids. Gene Ontology annotation, molecular function: enzyme inhibitor activity; protein kinase binding; phosphatase regulator activity.